Molecule: messenger RNA, 2826 nt
Organism: Armigeres subalbatus
Lineage: Eukaryota; Metazoa; Arthropoda; Insecta; Diptera; Culicidae
Exons: 4
Coding region: 1-2826 (941 amino acids)
Biological process (GO): proteolysis
Molecular function (GO): aspartic-type endopeptidase activity
Source: RefSeq, a predicted model, not a curated record
AUGGAGCCGGUUCUAUUCAACCAGGAUAUACAGUUGGGCAGCGAGCGCGUGCUUGGAAUUACCUGGGAUCCGGAAACGGACGUGUUUGCGUUUCCAAUAAUGCACCGGGAGAGUGUCAGAGCGAAUGUGUACGAUAGUAAGCGGCCAGCGAGGUGCAACGAGAAGCACCACACUCUAUUACACCCGUCCUCCCCCAACGGUCGUGCCACCCAACCCCAAGCAAAACCACCAAUUCGGACCCAGCAAUACACCUCCAAUACUGAUGACGAGUCCGUGAUACCGGCUCUGGUAUCUGUUCUCACUCCAUUUGCCUCAAACACCUCGUCCGCCACCCAACUGCCAUCCACUUCGAACGCGUUAGCUGCUGUCAGCUCAUCGAAAGCUACCUACUCAACUGUCCUGCUGUCUACUACCGUGGUCCAUGGCCCUUCCGGAAAGUCCACAUUUGUUAGAACCUUGCUGGAUUCCGGCUCCGAGUCAAAUUUUAUCACCGAAAGAAUCGUUCAGCUUCUGGGUCUACACCGGCAAAAGCGAGUUGCAGUUAUCGCCGGAAUGGGUGGAUCCACUGUGAAUAGUCACCAAUGUACCGUCGCAACAUUCUGUUCCGUUGAUUCCACCUACUCGAAUACUUUGGAAUUCAGCAUUCUCUCCAAGAUUACCAACGAUCUUCCAGGAAGGAUACUCGAUGUUUCGAAAUGGAACAUCCCUUCCACGGUAGUCCUAGCAGAUCCAGAUUUUGCCACCCCACAAAGGAUCGACAUGGUCAUCGGAGCUCAACUUUUCUUCAGUCUUCUUCGAGAAGGUCAACUACCGGUUGGAACCGGUUCUCCAACAAGUCAUCCAGUUCUACAGCGUACCGUGCUUGGCUGGGUAAUUAGUGGUUCUGUAUCUACCGCUGUUCAAGCCCGGUGUAUCAAACCAGUCGCACUCCUGUGCACAACGGAGGAGCUCGAUAGACAGUUAUCUCGAUUCUGGGAAGUUGAAAGUUGUCCCACCAGUCGGGGACUUUCCAAGGAGGAAGCAGCUUGUGAGCAAUACUUCACAGAAACAACCACCCAUGACGAAUCAGGUCGGUUCAUCGUGCGCCUACCCAAGAAGGAAGGCAUCUUGAGUCAUCUUGGUGACUCCAAAGCUGGAGCUCUCCGUCGGUUAAUCAAAAAUCUUGAUCUGAAAGCUCAAUCCGUUGCAAGACACCACCCAUUCUAUCUUCCUCAUCACGCUGUGCUCAAGCCAAGCAGCACCACCACCAAGUGCAGGGUGGUUUUCGAUGGGUCCAGCAAGUCUUCUACGGGAAUCUCGCUCAAUGAUUGUCUCAUGGUCGGACCGACUGUGCAGGACACGUUGUAUUCCAUUGUCGUCAGGUUCCGAAUUAACGAGAUAGCUCUCGUGGCCGAUAUCGCCAAAAUGUACCGGCAGAUCUGGGUACACCCAGACGAUCGACAUCUUCAACGGAUAUUUUGGAAAGGCGAGACAGAUUUCGUCGUUCGCCCCUACGAGCUCACUACGGUGACGUAUGGCACAUCCAGUGCGCCGUAUUUAGCAACACGAUGCCUACAGCAACUCUCCUACGAACACUCCAAGGAUGAUGGGGAUAUCCCAUCGAAGAUCGGCAAGGAUUUUUAUGUGGACGACUUCCUCAGCGGAUCCGACACAGACAAACGGUCGAUUGUGGAAGUGGACGACAUCCAGGGCUCUGUCAGCACACUCGGACUUCUGUGGCAUCCUGAGUCAGAUACAUUCCGAUUUAAAGUUCACGAGUUCUCCAAGAAUCUCCCAAUCACCAAGCGGAUCGUUGUCUCUGAGAUGUCCAAGCUAUUCGAUCCAUUGGGCAUUCUUGGUCCAGUGGUAAUCCGGGCAAAAGUUUUCGUUCAACAACUGUGGAAAACGAACUUAGACUGGGACGAACCGCUUCCCAUCGCACUCAACGGCGAGUGGGAAAGUUACAGACUUGGUUUAGCAGCUCUUGAACGUUUCUCAAUCUCUCGUUUGGUAAAAGCUCCAGGCGCAGGAGCAAGCAUACAAUUGCACGGAUUCUGCGAUGCGUCUCAGCAUGCCUACGGAGCAUGCAUCUACAUUCGUAGUACCGGCAUGGAUGGUGCCAUCGUUUGCCGUCUCCUAACCGCUAAAUCCCGAGUAGCUCCUAUUCAAACCCUGUCGAUUCCCCGCUUGGAGCUCAGUUCUGCUGUACUCCUGUCUCAGUUGUACCAAAACGUAGUGUGCAGUCUCAACAUGACACCUGAGGCCUACUUUUGGUCUGACUCCUCCAUCACUCUACACUGGUUGCACAAUCCACCGGCAAACUACAACACGUUCGUGGCUAAUCGAGUCGCGGAAGUUCAACGAAUGACUGAAGGAGGCACCUGGAAUCACGUCGCCGGUUUGGAAAAUCCGGCAGAUCUCAUCUCGCGAGGCAUUGAUCCUUGCGAGCUCGCCAACGUCGCCUUUUGGUGGAAGGGCCCACCUUGGCUAUCGUCCGACGCUUUGGUAUGGUCAAGCAUGUUUUUAAUUCCGGAAUCACAAGAAGUCCUUCCAGAAAUCCUCGAAGUAAAGCCAACUACGCUUGCAGCAGUCGCACGUUCAGUAAAGGUACCCGAUCACACUCUGAUCUGUCGCUACUCGUCACUGACGAGACUUAUUCGCAUCGCCGCUUAUAACCGCCGUUUUGUACGGCCUUGUCGUUCUAAUAUAGCUGGAGCAGGUCUACAAGUUACACCGUUUCUCACCGCAGAUGAAUUGCAACAGGCGCUGAUCGGCCUCGUGAAGAUUGCUUCAGCCAUGAAAUCGCUCGUUCUCGUUCACCCGCAAGCAUCCGAUACUUCUACCUGA